This is a messenger RNA of Pristis pectinata (smalltooth sawfish), 8632 nucleotides long. It is a transcript of the gene kifbp, whose product is annotated as kinesin family binding protein. NCBI's taxonomy places the organism in Eukaryota, Metazoa, Chordata, Chondrichthyes, Rhinopristiformes, Pristidae. The coding region runs from base 202 to 2031 and encodes 609 amino acids. The transcript has 7 exons. The record is from RefSeq and is a predicted model, not a curated record.
GGCGCUGGCACAGACACUGCAGUAGCUUGUCCCCACUGCAGAGUGCAGUGUCACAGACGCUGCAGUAACUCCUCCCUGCCACUGGGGGCGCUGGCACAGACACUGCAGUAACUCCUCCCCUCCGCCGGGGGCGGGGCUGGCACAGACCCUGCAGUAACUCCUCCCCUCCGCCGAGGGCGCUGCCAAGGCACUGCGGGGAAGAUGGCGGAGCAGGAGGGCGGGCCGGAGCUGCGGCUGAGGUACUCGCGGGCCCUGAACCUGUCGGAGGUGGAGUCCAAGCAGGACCCGGAAUCCGAGCCCUACCGCUCCAAGUACGCGGCCCGCGAACUGCUGAAGGAGCUGAAGGCCGCGGUGGGGCACAGAGCCCAGGCCGGGGACCCGGAGGAUGAGCGGGCCGACGAGAGGCGCUGGCAGGACGGGCAGUGGCUGCAGAAGCUCGGCGUGCUGGAGCUGCAGCUCGGCCUCAACCAUGCGGAGACGGAGGAGCUGUCGGCCGGGGAGGAGCACCUGGCCAAGUGCGUGCGGGUCCUGGAGGCCUUCAAGUUCAGCCCCGAGGCCGUGUCCGUGUUCAUUCAGGCCGAGAACCAGUUGGGUAUCCUAUGGGCAGGACUGGAAGAAAUGGAAAAAGCCAAGACCUAUCUAGAAGAUGCUGAAGCACUUUACAACCAGUACACCAAGGAGAUUGGGACUCCACCAUGGGACACCCAUGAGCAUUUCCUGGCAGAAGAGGAGAGGCUGAGUGAGCAGGAGAGACAUAAAAGGUUUGAGAAGGUUUAUACUCACACCUUGUAUUAUCUGGCACAAGUCUAUAAACACUUGGAUAUGAAUGAAAAGGCUGCCUGGUACUGUCACACCACCCUGCAACGCCAACUGCAGUUCACCCAUUAUAACCCUGUGGAGUGGGCCAUCAAUGCUGCCACCUUGUCCCAAUACUACAUCACCAAGCAGCGUUACAUGGAAGGUCGCCUGUGCCUUGCUGCUUCCAACGUGAUCUUUAACCAGGUGGGAGCAGUGUCCUCGGAAUCUCCAGCAGAAGAAAGUGAAGAAGAGAGGGAUCGCCGUGACCAGCUCCAGCAGAAGAAGGCAGAAAUAGCACGGUGUUGGAUAAAGUACUGUUUGAACCUGCUGCAAGAUUCGCGCAAACUGCUUGAGAAUGACAUUGGUGAAUUGGACUGGGAUCGCCAGGAAGAAUUGAAGACCCAACUGAAAAAAGAGGAGGAGGAGAAGGAGCAGGGGAGGAAAAGUGCUGUGCUGUUUGGAUCCAGUGAUACAUUUGACCUGAUCCAAUCUGUUGAGGAGAAAGUGAGCUGCACUUACCCUGUGGACUUCACGAAAGCCCGAGAGGUGUUCUUGGUUGGGCAGAACUAUGUGCACGAAGCCAAGGAGUUCUUCCAGCUGGACGAUCAUGUAACAGACCACAUUGAAGUAGUUCAGGAUCACAGCGCACUAUUCAAGGCCCUGGCAUUCUUUGAAGAGGAUUUAGAGAGGCGUUGCAAGAUGCAUAAGCGACGUAUCGAUAUGCUGAAUGCAGUCUACACAGAGUUAAACCCUCAGUAUUACCUCUUGGUCUGCAGGCAACUUCAAUUUGAGAUAGGGGAUACAUACUAUGAAAUGAUGGAGCUAAAGGUCUCCAUUGCCAACCGGUUGGAUGAGUUGGAUAGUCACAAUAUUAAGAAAAUCAACCACCUGGCUCAGUCAGCCAUCACUUAUUACAGCCUCUUCCUGGACUCCCUGAAGAACUCGGAGAAGAAGUUUCCGGAGCGACUGGAAGCUGAUGUUAUGCGGCCAGCAUUGGUGGCAAAGUUUCGCAUUGGUUGGUUGUACAGUAAAAUGAUCACUUCUGAUCAGAAGUUGCAGCUGGAGAACAUGCAGCGUUCAGUGGACUGUUACCGCUUUGUAGUUGAUUAUUGUAAUUGUCACCCUGAAGCUGCCAAAGCCAUGGAACCUGAGCUGGAGCUUUGUGUCGAGAUGGCCACCCUAUUGCCAGCACGAAUGGAGAAACUAAGGUCUAGGUUAGCACCAUUCAACUAGUAAUGUUGGCUGUGACCUGGUCUGGUGACCACCUUCCUUACACCAUAGGAUAGAUGUACUUUCUUGUGUAAUAAACAUACCCUAUGGGCUCAGCUAAGCUGCUUUUGUCUUUUGUCCCUCCAGACAUAAGCGGGAGAGAGAGAUUUCAGACCUUAGUCCACUGAAUGUCCUACCUUUAAAGCUUAUGGGUGUAAAACUGACCUUAUUUGUGGACUCUGAAUUUUCAACUGGUGUUCUUGGCACUAAAUGGGUGAUUGGGUAGGUAAACACAGGAACAACAAAGUGGGCAGAUUUGGCAAGGGCUGAUGUGUGGGGUGAUCAGGAAGAUAGGGUGAGAUGAUGAAGAGGAGAGGCAAGAAGAAUUAGGGUCUUCAGUAUGUGAUUGGGGGUGGUGGGUGAAGGGGUGUUGUAAACGGAGAGAGGAGAGGGGUGAAGUAAGAUGGGAAGAGGAGAAGCGGGUGGUGCAGGAGAGGAAGAAAUGUAAUGAAUUAUACUGGAGCAAUAUGUCAGAAUCAGGUUUAUUACUGACAUAUGUCAUGAAAUUUGUUGUUUUAUGUCAGCUGUAAGGCAUAAACAUUACUAUAAGUUACAAACCUAAAUAGUGCAAAAGAGGAAUAAAGAGGUAAUGUUCAUGGGUUCAUGGACCACUCAGAUAUCUGAUGGUGGAGGGGAAGAAGCUGUUCCUAAACCAGGUGUGGGUCUUCAGGCUCCUGUAAUGCAAAGAGGGCACUUCCUGGAUGCUGAGGAUCCUUAGUGAUGGAUGCUGCUUUCUUAAGGCACUGCUUCUUGAAGACGUCCUCGAUGGCCGGGAGGGUUGUGCCUGUGAUGGAGCUGGCUGAGUCUACAACCCUCUGUAGCCUCUUUCGAUCCUGCGCAUUGCAGCCUCCAUUAUCAGGAUUUGCCAAGAUGUUGUCAAGGGAACGAAUUUUCUGAGCGUUGUAGGAGCUUGAAUCUGACUUGAGAACAACAUAAAAGCAGGAAUAGGCCAUUUAGCCCUAGGUGCUUGGGUUUGAAUCUAUCCUGAGUACCCCAGGGCAUUGAAUUCUACCAAGUGUCUCACAAGAUGAUUUUGUCUCACAGGUUUCACGGGAUUGAAUCUGUUCUAUAUGUCCCAGGACAUUGAGUCUGGCCUAAUGCAGGGUCUUGACCUGAAAUGUGGACUAUUCCUUUGCCUCCGCAAAUGCUGCUUGACCCACUGAGUUCUUCCAGCAGUUUGCUUUCUGCUCCAGAUAUCAGCAUAUGCAGUUUCUUGUGUCUCCAUUGACCCUGACCCUUGUGUCUCCAGAGAAUGAAUCUGCCCAUGUGUGCCAGGAGACUUCUUCACUGUAUCUAAGGGUAUCGAGUCUAACCAAGUAUCCAAGCAGGCGAUUCAGUUUUGAGCAUCUCAGUGGAUUGAAAAUGAGUCUGUGCUGCAUCAUCCCAAGAACGAUUCUGUCCUUUGUAUCCCCGGGCACUGAUGCACUUCUCUGAACUGAGUAACUUGCUGGGCCAUUUCAGAAGGUGCUUAAGAGUCAACUGCAUUGCAAUAAUUGCCUAUAAGUUGAGGAGAGCAGAUAUCCUCCCAUACAGUGCAUUAGUUAUGGUUAUUCACAACAAUUGGGUAGUUUCUUGGUUACUCUUUCUAAUACUAUCCUUUUUAUUCCAGGGAUAUUUGAGAGUUUGAAUUAAAUUUCCUGGGUGCCAUCAUGGUGUUCCAGUUAAUAAUCUAAAUCUCAUAGUCAUAGAGUGGUACAGCACAGGAACAGGCUCUUUGGUGAAUCACAUCCAUGCUGACCUUUAUGGCCAUCUAGACAAAUGCUAUUUGCCUACAUAUUACUGUAUCCUGUACAAAGAUUAAUAAGUAGAAUGAAGGAGCAAAACUGUGACAGUUAGAUUUUAGUGUGGGUACGAGAUUAUCCACCUUGAAACUAAAAAAAGACAGGAUAGAAUAUUUUCUAUAUGAAGGCCAAAGAAACUUUUGAAGAAAGGAGGAUCCAUGCACGUUCAUCAUUAAAAUGUCAUUUGGAGAUUUGAAUGGAUUGCAGAUUCUAGAGGUUGUAUGGCUGUUGCCUCAAUUUUUUCAUUUAUCUAUAUAAUGGCCAGCUACUGAAAAUAAUCAAAAAGGCUAACAGAGUGCUUGGCUUCAUAUAUGGAAGACUGGAGCACAAGUGCGUAGAAGCAAUACCACAACUAUAUAAAACACUGAUCAGACCACACUUCGGGUAGAGUGAGUAUUUCUGGGCGUCCUGCCCUAAGAAAGAAAUACGAUUUGGAGGUAAUGCUGUGUAGAUUUACCAAAAUGAUACAUGGGAUUAAAUUACAAAGAGAGAUUUUACAAACUUAAAAUCAAAGAUCAUCUUUGUUGCUGCAUGGUGGAACAUGCUUGAGCUACUCCUUGUCCUAAAUUUGAGGAACAGCAUUGUUGAUCAGGCACAUUACCAAAUCUCAGGUUCAAUGAUGAUUUCAAGACUUUCAGCUAGUAAUUCAGUCAUUCUCAUUUAUACUUCUGGACGCUCAUCUUUCUUCACUUGUAUCAAUAUCCCUUUAGGCCUCCAUUCACACUACAUUCAUUACCUUCCUUACCAGUGUAAAUUGAAACUCAAAGGUAUAGCUCAGAACGACCAGGAACAGUCUCAGUAUAACCAGGAGCACUUUGUCCUACUCUGUUUUCAUACCUUUUUUGUCAUUCAACUUCUCCUGCUUUCCGCAUUGUCACAAAUAUUAUUUCCUUAUCUAUCUACUUCCCUGUUAAACCUCCCACCAUCCCUGCUCACUUUCUCUGCUUCUGCAUUUGCUUAAAAUCUGCUACUUGCUUCACUUGUUCUCCUUUUGAGGAAAGAACAUUGACCAGAAGUAUGAGCUCUUUCUCCACAGAUGCUUCCUGAGCUACCAUUAUUUUUCUUAGAUGGAGAUUUGUGACCUUGCUACCUUGACCUGUUUUCAAUGUUAUUCACAGCAGUGCUGAUAACCAUUUUCUUAUGCAGAUCAAAUGGUGCAAGGCAACUGUCAUGAGGAUUAAGUAACUCAGUCUCCAAAGUCCAGCAAGACGUAGGGUAUAAGAUUUCCAGGGAAAUUUUACUGGGCUUUGUAGAUUGUGUCAAUGGUGGGAAAGUUGCUGGAAGGGAUUCUGAGAGACAGGAUUUGGAAAGACAAGGAUCAAUUAAGCUUUGUUCAUGGAAGAUCACAUCUCACAAACGUAACUGAGCUUUUUUGAAGAGGUCAUCAAGAAGAUUGACAAGAGCAAUGCAGUGGACAUAGUUAACAUGGACUUCAGCAAGGCCUUUGACAAGGUCCCACAUGGUAGGCUGGUCCAGGAUGUUAAAAUACAUGGAUUCCAGGGUGAGUUAGCAAAUUGGAUACAGAAUUGGCUUGCUGAUUGGAGGAAGGGGGUGAUAAUGGAGAGUUGUUUAGUGUGCCUCUGGGAUGGCUGCUGCGUCCCUUAUUGUUCAUCAUAUAAAUGAUUUGGAAGAGAAUGUAUGUGACAUGAUUAGUCUAAGUUUGCAGUUGACACCAAAAUUGGUGGUUUAGUGAACAGUGAAGAAGGUUGUCUAAGGUUACAACAGGGUUUAGAUCAACUAGGAAAGUGGGCAAGGGAAUGGCAGAUGGAAUUUAACUUGGUUAAGUGUGAGGUGGUGCAUUUUGGUAAAUCAAAUCAGACCAAGACAUACAAUGUGAAUGGCAUGGCCUUGAGGAGUGUUACUGAACAACGAGUACUUGUUCCCCAAGGUUCCCUGAAAGUGGCAACAUAGGUAGGCAAGGUGGUGAAGAAUGCGUGUGGUAUGCCUGCCUUCAUCAGCCAAGGCAUUAAGUAUAGGAGUUGGGUCAUCAUGUUAUAGUUGUACAAAUCAUUUGUUAGGUCACAUUUGGGGUAUUGUGCAACCUGGUCGCUGCAACCUGAAAGCUAGAGAGGGUGCUGAAGAGAUUCACAGGAAUGGUGCCUGGACUGGAGGGCUUGAGUUAUAAGGAGAGAUUGGAUAGGUUGGGACCUUUUUCCCUGGAGUGAAAGAGGCUGAGGGUUGACCAUAUAGAGACUUAUAAAGUUAUGAGGGGCAUAGACAGGGAAGACUCUUUUUCCCAGAGUAGGGGAAUUUAAGAUGAGAGGGCAAAGACUUAAAGGGUAUCAAAGGGGAAAGUUUUUCACAGCAAAAGUGCAAAGGUGGUAGGUAUAUGGAAUGAGCUGCCACAGGUGGUAGUAAAGGAAGGUACGAUAACAUCAUUGAAAAGACAUUAGACAGUCACAUGGAUUGGAAAGGUUAAAGAGAGAUGGACCAAAACACAGGCAAAUGGGAUAAGCCUAGAUAGGCAUCUUGGUCAGCAUGGAUGAGAUGGGCUGAAGGGCCUAUUUCUAUGCUGUAUAGCUUUAUGAAUCUACUGAGUUAUUUCAUCCUGGUGGCAGCUGGAAUCACCUGCUUGGUGCUACCUUUGAUCUGCUCCCAUUCCUCAGUUGCAACCUUUGCUAUAAGUUAGUUAAGACUAUGGCCCUGUGUUCUGGGAGCAAGGUUGUAGGGAAGGGGUCACAUUAUGAAUGCAUUGUAAAGAGCCACUGGGGAAGAGUGAGCACAAAAUAAUAGAAUUACAUAUUAAGUUCCAGAGUGAGAAAUUUGGGUCUGAAACUAGUGUCUUAAUCUUAUUUCAUUCCUCCUCAGGAUCUUGUGUUUCUGGAUCUUGUAUGUAUAAUGGAAUUAAGCAGAGGUGAUGUAUUUUCUGAAGGAGAAAUCAUGCUUGACAAAUUUAAUAAGGAUUCGUCAAGGAUGUGACUAGGGUGGAGAAGGGGACUGGGGGAUGUGGUAUAAUGGAUUUAUAUAAAGGUAUUUGGUAAGGUAUCAGGUAAGAACAUAAGAAAAUGAGACACUGAAGCAAAAGCAGUCCAUUGGCCCUUAAUGCUGCUCCACCAUCCCAUAAAAUCAUAGCUAAUCUUUUAUUUCAGUGGCACUUCCCUGCACUAACUCCAUAUUUCUGUUUCCUUAAUAUCUAGAAGGUUGUGGUUGCGCUGGAGAGAGUGCAGAGGACUUUAGUUAUGGGGAGAGAUUGGGUAGGCUGGGCUUGCUUCCCCUGAAGCAAAGGAGGCUGAGUGGUGACCUGAUGUAAAAUAUAUAAGAUUAUGAGAGGCAGCGGUAGGGUAGAUGGUAUCUUUUUCCCAUUGUAGAGGCUAUGAAUAACUUAAGGUGAGAGGAAGGAGUUCUAAAGGGGUAAAUUUUUCCACACAGAGUGGUUGAUAUUUGGAAUGUGCUGCUAGAGGAAGUGGUGGAAUCUGAUUCAAUCACUAUGUUUAAGAUGCAUUUAGGUAGAGCCUUAAAUAGUUAAGGCGUAGAAUGAUAUGGACUUAGUGGACAAAUGGGAUUAGUGUAGAUGGGCUAAAAGGUUUUGGCAUAGAUGCGGGGUGGGGGGCGUUGCUGAAGGGCCUAUUUCUAUGCUGCACAACUCUUAUGACUAAGUGUGGGAAAGGACCCAGCUCUUGGCCAGAGUCCAGGCCUACACAUACGGAAAUAUCUGGGGCUUGGGUAUUUUGUUAGCUUUAGUGGAAACACGAAGGAGGAGAAGGUGGAAUUAGCCUCAUUAUAGACACUGAGUCAUGACCUCCACACUGUUCAUUGUGUACCCCCACAUCCACAUAGGUUUCAGAAACUUUUGAGCCUAAAUCUUGGAUCAAUGCACUCAAAUUGUGCCCCGCCCCACCUCAAACAAAAAAGUAACUUGGUAAACUGCAAGAAUAAUCAUUUCCUAAUGAUACCCAUUUAGAAAAUUUGACUGGGCACCAAGUCCACCUAUAAAUAUCUGGUGUCAGACACACAUCAAAUAUUGUCAUUGUUCACAGUACGGCCAUUUCCUUCCUUACCAAUGCUCAAAGGUGCAAUCUAUUAUUGCUGAAACAGUCUCAGUGCAACUAGGAUGACUUUGUUGUACUUUAUUGUUUUUAUUAUUAUUUGCAGGAUAAUAAACAGGCCCUUCAGCCCAUCUCAUCCAUGCUGACCAACAUGCCUAUCUAAGCUAAUCCCAUUUGCCUGCAUUUGGUCCAUAUCCCUUUAAACCUUUCCUCUCCACUGACCUGUCUAAAUGCCUUUUCAAUGUUGUUAUUGUACCUGCCUCUACUACCCACCUGUGCAGCUCAUUCCAUAUACUUACCACCCUUGGUGUGAAAAACUUUUCCCUUUAAUACUCUUUAAGUCUUUGCCCUCUCAUCUUAAAUCUAUGCCCUGUAGUUUUAGACUACUGUCGUGCCGUGGGGGUCAGUGUUGGGACCCUUGUUAUCUAUAUAAAUGAUUUGGAUGUGAAUCACCAUCCAGACAUUAUAGGGGCCACACUAACUUUUCUCAGCUAUCGUUGGGCAGGAGGUAACAGCUACUUCCCUUCAACCAUUCAGUUCUUGAACCAGCCGGCUAUACCCUAAUCACUACAGUUUAGCAACAUCAUGACCACUUUUGUCACUUUGCACUAAAUGGACUUUUGCUUUUAUUUUGUUCUAAUUGUGUUUCUUGUUAAAAUUGUGUAAAAUUUAUGUCUAAUUUAUGUUUUUGUUGUGUAUGCUGCUUAUAUGAUGCCAUGUGCCUGUGAUGCUGCUGCAAGUAAGUUUUUCAGUGCACCUGUGCACACAUGUACUUGUGCAUAUGACAAUAAACUCGAG